Messenger RNA from Acanthoscelides obtectus, 5815 nucleotides. The record is from the annotation of a GenBank genome assembly. NCBI's taxonomy places the organism in Eukaryota, Metazoa, Arthropoda, Insecta, Coleoptera, Chrysomelidae.
CCGGCUGUUAGAUAGAAAUAUGUUUUUUUUAUUCAAAUGUCUCGUCGGUACCUUAUAGCCCCAAGCCAUUCGAAUAUUCCUCUGACCAUCUCUGGAAGAAUUCAUAAUCCGGAAAUCUUAAUCCGGUCUUUGCAUUUCGAAUGAUUCAUUAUUGUUAUAGGGUUGUUACUGACCCUUUUGCAUACCCUCUCGCCACAGGUAAUUUUCUAAUUCGGAAAUACCAAAUUCUCGGCGUAAUCUUCACCUCCAGAAUAUGACGAAAAUAUUUCGACUGUUUGACGUUAGAGGUGUUGGCCAACAAAUGAUCAACAGAAGAACCACUAAGUGUCAAGUGAUGUUUUGAUUAUAACGAUUGUAUACGUAGAGAAAAAUACGAACAAAUAUGUUUCUUGGUCUGAGAUGCGUUAUUGUGAGUGUUAUUAUAGUGACGGAAGUGAUUGCUUGGGAUACAAAAGGUAUAAAUGCUUGCAACUGCAUUACCCUUGACGAGUGCAAAUCCACGAAAGGCCUAGAAAAACCACUGAAACCAUCCACAGUUCAACUAUUAAGAGAAAGGCAAUGCGGAUUCCACAGAGGAAUACCGAAAAUUUGUUGUCAGGACGAAACUGUCAGUCCAGCUGUCCAGUCAAAACCAUCUUCAGGUCGACAAUGUGAUUCCCGAGACAACUGUACCGUACUACGUGAUUGCACCUCGUACAUGGAUGUUAUCAGCACUCUAGAAAAACCCCUCAGCGCGCCUAUCGUCAGCUACCUGAGGUCCCAACAAUGUGGGUUCGAAAUGGGGUUCCCAAAAGUGUGCUGUUCCGAACUGCCUAAGAAUAUCAAGUCUGUCAAAUCAUCCAGGGCUCAGAACAAACGAAGGUUUAAUAGACUAAACGCACUAGAUCCCAGUGAAACGACUGAGGUGUCGAAAGUUGUCAGGGCUACGACACCUAGAACUACUACUAGAAGAGUUACUGCUACGACGACUAGACCUACUACUAUGACAACUAGGAGUACUUCUACGACUCCUAGGCCUACUUUGAGAAAAAAGGAUAGAAAUAAGAAGAAAAACAUGGAUGAUGCGUUUGGUCAAUUUUUCUUUGACUAUGUUGAGGGAUUCGAUUUGUUUUUGAGACAAAAGCGGAAUCAGCCUGAUAAUUUUUUGGAUAUUGAAAUUAGAUAAUUUGUUUUGACAAAAAAGGUUGAACGGUCUUUUCCUGUGUAAAAGGCGAAAAAACAUUUUGGAUUUAAAUUCAAAGUUUCUUAUUUCAACUUCCGUCACCAACUUUGUUUGUUGUUAGUCUGUAUAAGAAUCUAAUAUGGAGGGGUGCUGAUGGUCCAAAGCAUGGAUUUAAGUCAAAAAAGUGAGAUUUAAAAAAAAAUAAGUGAGAAAUAAAUUUAUAGGGGAAGUCCGGGAGACUUAUUGGUGAUCAAAUUUGUUCCUAUUUAUAUAAAUCAAUAAAUUUUAGAUGACUUCGUAGCAUAUAUUUUUAGGAACCUUGUUUUAUCAUUUAAAACUUAAAAAAAUAAGUCAGAAAAAAAAUAUAUAGUUUUUUUAUUUUUUUGAAAACAUGGGCAACUCUUCCACAUAUGCGGGAGACUUGCCCAUAGUCAGAAGGAGACUUGCCCACCCCCCUUAUUAAAUAAAAACAAAUGUAAAUAAUAACUUUUGUAUUCGAAAAACUCAGAAAAUAAAACAAAAAACUUUACUUAUUCAAGAACGAAACUAAAUCUAAAUCUUUGAAAUCAGAAUAAACAUAGGUUUAAUGCAAAAAACAAAUAAAAAUAAUUUUAAAAAAGUAUGAAAGUAAGAAUGAAAAAUAAAAUUAAACAAAAGUCUAAUAUGAACAAAGAUAUUAGCCUAAUUUUUAUUCACACUCAUGAUACUUAAACAGUUCGGUAUCUGAUUUUGUUAGCCCGACGCAUACUUCAUGACAUAUCUUUUACAAAUAAUACAAAGCCUCAUAUCAAGCAUAUCGUCAGUUUGACAAAUGUAACAGUACCAGUUGUCAUCUUUAUCUGGAGGUUCUGCCCACUGAUCAUCAUCAGAACUUUCAGCCUAAGAUAUCUUAUCGUUAUCAGUUCCACUAUCACUUGAAGAUAAAUCUAUUGUCCAUUUAGCCUCCUUAUUUGUUUCAUUCUUAGACGUCGUUUUUGUCUUUUUUGUUUCUUCAUUUUUAGUCCCCUUAAUAGUGUCUAUCACUCUUUUUUUAAGUUUGCUUGCCUUGUUUUUUUAUCCAUUUUUUGUUUAGUUUUUUCUAUUGGUGAUUUAUGUUGGAAAUUAUCAUAAUUUUCAUCCUUCUCUGGACUUUGGGAUAAUAUUAGUUUUUCACGCCUUGUUGUCUUUCUGGGACCAGCUUUUGGAAAUGGCCUUAUCAUCUCAGGUGUUAUGAGAGAAGAUGAUGUAGCUCUAGAUGGUGUAUUUUUGGGUGUAUUAUCAAAUAUACUUGUAGGCAUGUCCUUACUUAUAUUUGUCGUACUUACAGCCAUCUUUUUAGGUGUAGUUUGCACGAUUUCUGCUUCUGUAAUAGCAGAAGUUGAGGGAAUUUCGUUGGGUGCGUUUUCAUUUAUAUUUUCCAAAUUUACAGCGAUUUGAUUAGGGGGAGUUUGCUUAAUUCCUGUUGCUGUAAGUAGAUGGAAUUGCUAACGAAUCUUCGCCGUGAGAAUUGUCUUUGUCGGUCACAGCUGAGCACAAGAAAUCUUCCUCAGUAAAUAUGUCAGGGUUAAAUGGAUGAAUCCCACACUUUCUAAAUCCACUAAGGAUAUUUGCUUGGCUAAAAGUUGCGGACAUUAUUGAUUUAAUAAAUGUGGGAAUAUUGUAAAUAGUUACUGUUUUUCCAGGAUUACUUAUCAUCCAGUUACUUAAUGCAGCAUUGUAUCUUAGUUUAAGUGGGGAAUAGACGGCCACAUCUAAUGGCUGCAUCUUGUUACUACAAUGCGGGGGCAGCGUUAACAACAUAAUCCCAUUUUGCAAUGCUCACGUGGCUUUCAUGGUUAUCAAAUAUGAGCAAAACAGAAUUUUCUGGUGACGCGUUGCUAUAUUUUUUGAAAUGCUCCAUAAACUUUAGAAAGGCUCUAGCAGUCAUCCAUCCUGUUGAAUAAGCAUCCCCAUUAGAACCUUCUGGGCCAUCAGAAACGAAGUCUUCUCGAUAUUUGAUACGAGUGAAUAUAAAAAAGGGUGAAAUAACGCUUCCAAUUGCAUUAACUGCAAAACAAACUGUCACCAAAGUGCCCCUCUCUGAUGAAGUAACUUGACCAACCUGCUUAGCUUUUUUACUGGCCAAUACCUUAGGACAAUCCUUAACUGUAGUACAUCCUACUUCAUCACAGUUAUAACUAUUUUGUUGGUCAAACUUAAAUUUUUCUCGUACAAUCCUUAAGUUUUGAAAAAAAUCGUUUACAUUCUUCCGAUUGAAGCUUGUAGAUCGUGACAAGCUUGUUGCCUCCGGAGCUCUUAAACUUAUUUCGGGAUUUCUUGAUAAAAAACCGCGAAACCAAUCCUUCCCUGCCAAACUAUUUUUUGACCAGCAUUCUGGAAUUUUUUUGGAAUUCGAAACUGCAAACUCAAAAGCUAAUUUCAUUCCUUGUUUUCGAGUAAGUCGAUAGUGCAUUUUGCUGCAAUUUAAAAAAUAUGCAACCAGAAGCUUCUCUUCUUGUAUGUGAAUAUUUGUGAAGUAUUAUACUGGCCUUUAGUUUCUAUUUUUUCAAGUUUAUUUUCAUUGUUUUUCCUAGCGUCUCAAAGUCCUCCGAUCAAUACCAUAUUUUGCAGAAGUUUUUCGAAGAGAAGUACCUUUGGCUAGUUCAUCUAGUGCAUUUUUAAGAACAUCCUUGUCAAGUUUUAUGCGAGUAGAACCGUCUUUUGUUUUGUACUUAAAUGGCAUUGUACAGACCUGUAAUAAAAAAAAUGCAUUAACUUUUACUAAAAUUAAUUAAAGACAAAUACCAAUUUAGAAUUACAUCAGAAGUAUGAGGUAUGGGUGAGUCUCCCACACCUUUCUUUUUCAGGUUAGCUUCAAUUUUCUUAAAAAUCAUGAAUAGUGCACGUUUAACAUUUAUGGUGCAUAAAUCUACAAUGUCUAAUUAAUAUACCCACACCAGAAUCUAAAACUUACCUUUUAAUUUGCCCACAUAAUCACGAAAUUUGUAUAAGUAUUAAUUUUUGGUUUAAACGCAAAAACCCACAUGCCUCGGGUCAGAUACAAAACAAACUGAGAAAAGUCAACUAGGAUUUCGUAGACGCCUAGAAGCACUAGAGGGCGUCCCGUUUUCUCUCGUUUCAGAUUAUGGUGCGCAAUUUUAAAGUAAAUAUAUCACGGAAUGGCAAGUCUCCCACCUGAGCAAGCCUCCCGGAUUCCCCCUACUGAAAAAGUGAAUUAAUUUUCUGACAAAUUGAAUAUCAUAAUGCCAAAUUUAAACGAAUAAUAAAAAUAAGAAUGUGUGAAAAAACCGAGAAUAACUCAUAUAAGGUCUUUGUUACUGUUUUAUUGACGUAAGCAAAAAUAAUUAUUCAUAUGUAUGUAUGUAUAUAUUAAGAUCAAAUGCAUACGACGCAUGAAAAAAAUAUAACAAAUUCUUGUAAAUGCGGGAGACGUCCUAUUAUUAUAUAUUAAGUAUUCUUGCUUAAUUGAUUGACCCUGUUUUAGCGAACUAAUGUUAAAAAGUAGUAUUUUUUACACAAUAGUUGACUAACUUAAUCAUAGGAUUGUAAGACUAGAGUACUUGUCAUUAGGAAUCAAGCGAGGCUCUAUUCGAUGGAUUCCCAUGGCCACUUCCUGGCUUCAUCAUCAGAUCAUCUCCAUCUCCAUGUCAUAAUAAUAGCGCAUUGUUAAAUUAAACGUCCGUCAUAUUGGAUUACAUUGACGUCACCUUGCUUUUUAUGUUACUUUCAUCAAUCCCUUUCAUUUGUCAUCCAUAAUAUGGGGGUGACUAUGGAAAUUAUAAAUCGAUAUUUUGCUGCGGUCGCCAUAUUGGAUCUAAAAUGACGUCACGUUGAAAACUGUAUCUCUCUCAUCCGGCAAUUUCAGAUGAUAACCAUGUCAUAGGGGUAACUAUAGAAAUUAUAAACGCCAUCUUCCGACCUCCGUCAUAUUGAAUUUAGAACGACGUCAGUUUGCUUAUUCUCUCUUCUCUUUCAUUUGAUACCCAUAUCAUAUACUACGGAAAUGAUAAGUCGCCAUUAUGUAGCAUACGCCAUAUUAGAUUCAAAAUGGCGGCAGUUAAUUCAUUUUGUAUGGUCACAUGAACCAGACGCAUACAGAAAUUCACCUCGAUUGGUCAAUGUUAAUUGGUUCAGUUUCAGGAUUUGUCCCACACAUGCAUUCUAACAAAUCAACAACAGUUACUUCAUUGGAAGCAUAUUCAGUAAUAAUUUUCUCACAUAACAAAUAUGACUGAUUAUAUACACAUGCAGACUAAUACACAUAAUCAUCCAGAUGCGAUUUUGCUAUUCAACCAUCUUUUUUUCUUUCACAUCUUCUCUACAGACUACUCGGCUUCCCAAAACAUGCUUGCCCUCUGCAACCAACAAUGCGUGUAGUUGAGUCAUUCCUCCGCAGAUGGACGCUCACAGCGACCAUAGCGAGCAAACGUGUAAUGAACUAUUUGCACCCUAAAAACUACCUAGUCUAUAAGAUGACAUUUUACUGUUUUUUUUUUGACGUUUUGUAGGUUUUUACAUAAUAGCCGUGCGGGAGUGGUUAGGGUGGCGCCUGUUACGCAAAAUUUUUGCUUUAAGCUCCUUGAUAAACUUAGCUGCUUCCUUUGAAACUGAAAUAAAGACACCGAUCGUUUUAUAUGCAAUGAAUAUAUCAAUAAAAUCUACCAUUUGACAUGA